Galleria mellonella (greater wax moth) is the source of this 1109-nucleotide messenger RNA. RefSeq lists its product as uncharacterized. The transcript has 2 exons. Bases 419 to 1048 code for a protein of 209 amino acids. NCBI's taxonomy places the organism in Eukaryota, Metazoa, Arthropoda, Insecta, Lepidoptera, Pyralidae. The record is from RefSeq and is a predicted model, not a curated record.
CCCAUCCGUUACGUAAACAUAAUUCACUUGUGUCUGUUAUCACAACGAGUUGCCGAUUGUUUAUCACUUACUUCAAGCCACUGACUUGUUAACAAAUUACUCCUGACAAUAUUUAUCUCCUCCAAAUUGUAUCUAUUUUCGACUAAGAUAUAACUAACUUUAAUUGUUAUUCCAAUCAAAUUUUGCAUUUCUGAAAAUGAUAAUUAUAUAAUUAGCACUAUAGCUCUUGUUGCUUGUAAGCAUUUAUGUAGUUUGUGUAGUAUAUAAUUUACAUAGGCACGUUUCAAAAACAUUUUAGUCGGCACUCCAGUUUUUGUUUGACAAGUUUGAUUUGACUUUCCACACACUUCUAGACUUUCAGCGCAAGUCUUCAAAAUUUGACAAGUACUAUAGACAUCAACAAGUAAGCUGUAACAUAAUGGGCAAAAGACAUAAAACGAGUAUAUCAAAAGAGGAAAGAUCAGCAAACGAUGGAGUAAAUCAAAAUGACAGUUCUAAUGAUGUUAACACUAAUGAAUCAGCUUUUAAAAAGAAAAGAAAAAAUAAAAAUAAAGCACAUUUUGAUCCUUCAGCAAUCACUAAUGAUAUUCGUCCUAAAAAAGAAAUAUUGAAAGAUGAGCUUCAAGUCAUUGAAAGUUCUGAUAACACAUAUGAUGGUGGCACUAAAACGAAAAAGAAAAAAAAGCAUGACUCUAAAGGUAUAUUUCAAAAUGUUGUCACUGAAGAAAUACCUACUAAACAUAAAGUAAAGAAGAAACAGAAAAAUCUAGUUUCUGAAAGUGAUUCCAAUUGUGCAAACAGUAAUGAUGUCGUAAAAAGUAAAAAUAAAGCAGCAACUGAAGUAGUGAAACAGAAUACUGUAAAUGACGAAGCAACAAGAAACAUGAAUACAAAGAACAAAAAUGAACAAACAUUUCAGGACAAUGAAAUGGAUGUAAAGGAUGAAGAUAUUGAUAAAUUUUGUGAUGAAAUAGAUGAAGAAGAUAAUGAGCAAUACGAAAACUGGGUUAAAUUGAUUGAAGCUAAAUUACAACCGAAUAAAAAAUAACAAAAAUUGUAAUUUAAUUUAUACAUUGGGAAAUAAUUAUAUACUUAAUACUAAAUUAUCA